Haliotis rubra (blacklip abalone) is the source of this 7607-nucleotide messenger RNA. RefSeq names its product ADP-ribose pyrophosphatase, mitochondrial-like. Gene Ontology annotation, molecular function: ADP-ribose diphosphatase activity. The record is from RefSeq and is a predicted model, not a curated record. NCBI's taxonomy places the organism in Eukaryota, Metazoa, Mollusca, Gastropoda, Lepetellida, Haliotidae.
GUGGAAUGACGUCAGAUGCUAAGGUUGUUGUUGCUUCUAAACGUGUUUGUGCAUCGCACAGGAUUUGAUGAUAUUGAGCUAACUGGGUUUCUAGGGGGCGGUGCCUCUCGGCAAACUAUAAGGAUCCUAACCAUGAGUAUUCACUAUAAAGCUCGUAUUGAGACAUAUCCACGGACAAAGGACGUGAAACGCUUCCCAGUGCCAGAUGACAAGGUGCCGUGGAGUGCCGAGUAUUCUAUAUAUGAACCUGUCGACUACACUUCUCCCAAAGUUUUGGAGAAACCAGUUUGGGCAGAUCCUGAUGUAAGACACGCAGAUGCUGUUAUACGUCAGCCCAAGUGGAACAGUGUAGAUGGAGUAAUAAACAGAAGAAGCCAUUUAGGAAAUUACGACGUUAUAGACAAAGUUCCAAGGAAUCCCGUGGGCCGCACUGGUCUCCGUGGGCGGGGCUGUCUUGGAAGAUGGGGACCUAAUCAUGCUGGAGAUCCAAUAGUUACACGAUGGAAGCGGAAUACAACAGGAGAAGUAGUUAAAGCCAAAUCAGGUCCCAUUCUUCAGUUUAUAGCAGUACAGAGACAGGACAAUAAGGAAUGGGCGCUGCCAGGGGGUAUGGUUGAUGCAGGGGAGGUGGUAUCUGUCACACUGAAAAGAGAGUUCGGAGAGGAGGCGUUGAACUCACUCAUGGCAACAGAUGAUGAGAAGAAGCAAAUUAGGCAGUCAAUAAGUGAUUUAUUUGACCAAGGUGGAUCAGAGAUUUACAGAGGCUAUGUUGAUGAUCCUCGGAACACAGACAAUUCAUGGAUGGAGACAAUAGCAGUGAAUUUACAUGACGAAAGAGGAGAAAAUGUUGCUAGAUUUAAACUCAAUGCAGGUGAUGAUGCUGUAGGGGUACAGUGGAUGGAUGUGGAUCAUUCGUUACAGCUGUACGCCAGCCAUCGAGACUUCAUACAGAGAACUGCUGAGAAACUACAAGCCAGCUGGUGAAAGACAAAUCCAUAUCAACACCUUGCAAACAUCAACGUUUCUCCUCACACAGACUCAUCCUAGCUAGGCCCUGCAUAUAGACCUGGCUUCAUUUGAUGAUACUGUGACUCAAUUAGCUCUUACAGUGUUCGAAAUUAGGGCUGAAAGCAGGGAUCCUUAUCAUAACCCGAAAAUUGAAAACUGUAAGAGUCAGAUUCUGAUACUUUUGAAGCAGAUGUCAAUCCCUGACAACCCCUCAAUUUUGAACACUGGUUUAAUCAUAUGGUGCGGAAUGAUAUCCUGAAUGAAUCUAAAUGUAAGUAGAUAUUAGUUCAACACAGGUCAGGUGCACCAUAAGGCAAUUACCACAAAGAAUAAUCUCAUAUCCUUCCCAAGUGUGUCAGAUUAGUGAUUUGAUUUAAGAACAGCAUCAGUCUUUUCAGUUAUGAACAUAUGCAAAACAUUCCCAGAUUAGUCUUCUAUUAUGUCUUGAUAAUAAUUCUGGGCCCUGAUACAGAGAUCUAAUGUCUAGAGCAAGGGGAUUAGAAUGUACAGUAAGCCUAUGUCUUGCCUCUGCAGUCAAUGAUUAUGGAUCAACAAAAGUUACGAUUUCUUCUGAUGGAUUCAGAGCUAAUCUGUUUGUCUUACACGUUGAGCAUACUAAGCUGAAAAUCCAUAACACUUAAGAAUAUUGUUGGCACUUUUUCAACCAUACUACCAGAAAUGAUGAAUCUUGUCUGUUUUCUUUCAUAAAGAAUAUACAGAUGUACUGGUAAACCAAAUGUGGAAUAUGCAAAGCAAAAAGCUUUAAAGAUGGCCCACUGAUUAUGUUAUUGUACCAGGGCCACAGCUAAAUAUUUGAAAUGUGGCCCAGGGUGCCGUUAAUAUGAAGCAAUCUUACAGCUAAGUUGACCGUAAUUCCCAUACCUUAUCAUAGACUUGCUAUAGUCUUAGCUAAGGCUGUUUUGUAAAACGGCAUUCUGGGGAUUAAUGGCAUUAGUCCUCUAGUGAAGGGUGCUAACAGGUGCUUUUCCACAUACAAAAAAGAGUCUCAUUUCAUAUCAGUGUCUAAUAUUAACAAGUGUGAAUAGUGUUAAGUCUGCAGCCAUAAUUCUAAGACAUCCCCUGAUUUCAAACACUGUAGAUGAUAUUGAUGUAAACACACCAGCUGCUCUCCGCAGUGCUAUGACAGCCAAUAACAUGCACUCUAUUGCACUUCAUGACAUUCUGGGAAGAAAUGACUGCUGUGAGGAGCUUUGGGAAAUCUAUGUAUGUUAUUAAUAGUAGUACAUAAACAUGAAAUAGGGGAAUGUUACAUGUUGAAAUAGACACCCUUUUGUUUCCAAAAGCAUCUCCGGUAAAUUGUAUAUGUGAAAUAUUUAGAGCAAUAAGGCAUCUUUGACAUUUACCUACACUGAAGCAAAAUAGAAACAGUUUCAAGGAUUUAAUGACAGGUACAUAUUUUAUAUGUGUGUGUCUGCAUACAUGGUUCUGAUACCAAAUUUCAAAUUUUUACUAAAAAUCUAAGUUAAGAGUUCCACUACUGGUGACCACAGUACGGAUGAAAGCUUGUUGAUAUUGGUAAAACCCACACCUCAACAGCUUCCACAAGUCUCAGGGUAUGUCUUGUGGUGAAAUAACGCCCUAGUUUGUUAUUAACGAUAUUAAAGAAAACAUACAUUGUGACAUCAAAAUUAAAGAAAAUUCUCAUCAAGCCUUCAUCAGUAGCUGCUUAUUUAGAGAAAAAUCUUUUCAUAUUUUGCUUUACUUGGAAUCAACUAUGUUUGUACAGACCAAAGCUAUCUCCUUGUGUUUGCCACUUUGGCUGAAUUCUGUAUCCUUUGUUGAAAAUCAGAUAACUACCGGUAUGUAGAAACGACGUGACAAAGAUAUGUUCACAGACAUCUUGGAACCAACUAAAGGACGAAUAAUUUGAUACUUGGAAAAGCGAGGGUUGUUUUAUACAAAAAUAUUCAGCUAUAGCUGUAAAACAAGAUAUUUUAAAAGAAAUUAUGAACCAAAAUAUUUUUUCAGUGAAAUACAUCUUGCAACAUUGUAAUUUUUGUGGUGAAUUAUUUCUUUAAGUCAACAGGCUGAAGCAUAAUAAUUCUCGUCAAGCAUUUUGUAGGACAAUUAUUCAAUUGUAUGAACUCCAAGGAUAUGAGAUGUCUUUAAUACUGUUUCUCCAUUAUAAUUGUUGUUUGUGCCUUAGAUUUGCCUGAAAUAUUUGUUCAUGCUUUGAAGGUCCUUGACUUCCAUAUUGAAAGAAUGAUAUUAGUUUUUAUGCACCAACAUUGGUGCUCCGAGUCUAUACGACAGCAGCAGAAUGUUAUAUCAUAGUUGGUACAAUAUGAUGUAUAACGUCCCAUGUUUGUUAUAACAGUUAUACGCUAACAUGUACCACAGGUUCUCGACCCGUCUAUGUACAUUAGAUGUAGAUUAGUGAUAGUAAUUUGAAUUUUUGUAUCAAUGAUGAUGAUAAUUCUCCUCCGUCCUGAUCGAGUACAUGUAGUGUUGUAUUAGAGUAUGUCUGUACUCCCACCAUGUCACAGAUAAUAUUUGAUAAUGUAAUUUGUAAACUUAGCAACAUAGGAGCUAAAGUGAUCAUGAUUUGUGGCACCUGAUUUUGGCUUUUUCUAACUUCAAAUAGAUGUUGAUAUUUUUAAACCUUUAUUUUACUGUGUUUUGGAAUCACUAACAGUGUCACUGUUGGGGAUCCUUGACAAGACUGACGUUACAAGUUAAAGGGUUAAGGUUCCUUAGGUUGAAAUACUAUGGAGACAACCCCAAUUAUCCCAUGACUGCUGUUAAUUUCAGACAAUCAGACUAAAAAUUAUUCUUAUGUCUUGCACAAAAUAUUUAGAUGUAAUAGCUCGGUGUGUAAUUCUCAAUUACAGCUGAAACAACAGUGCAGUUACUGUGUUCUAGUAUGUCCUGUCAAGUCACAAGUCAAUGUUAUAAUCCCUGUCAGAUUUUGCCUGGUUCAUUCUGAUGGUGAAAAUUUUAUGGUGUCAAUAUUGUUAGCAUGCAUAUGUCUGUGAAUGUAAAGUGCAUGUAGGUUUCUGUUUUGAAUAAGCAGUGUCGGAGUAUAUUGCAAAUCGUUUCUGUAUUUGUAGGAAACAUUCAGGAAGAUAACCAGCAUUUCAAACAGCUUCUUCACGUUAGUAUGAUCAGUGUGAAUAUUUGUGGGUCUGUUUAUGCAUUUGAGUAUAAGUACCUGGGACUCCAGGUAUGAUUGAAGAUAACAAUGGAUAGGACUGUUCCAUAAGGGAUGGUAGUGCUAUGACUUUUGAAAGACUAUGUUAAAGUGUAUGGAUGCUAGGUUAAUUGGAAUUAGGGCCAAGUCAAAGUAAGAGAGAGUUCAUGUUUAAUGACUUCAGCAAUAUGGGGACUUGCAGUUUAGUGGAUCUGCGUAGGGACACUGUUGUAGUGUCAAACUCACCCUAUACCCUAUAAUUCUUAUGCAAAAACACUUAUUGGAAGAGGAUGUUUACACACUGCGAAAACUCCAGUAGGUAUGGUUCAAGUUCAUCUUAUAGUACCCAAUAGAUUCUGAACAAGGGCACUAUUCUUUGCAAUGGAUGGUCACAGACUGUCUAUUCAGCAUGGGAGCUCUAGUAGAGAUGAUUCAAGUUGAUCUAAUAGAACCCAAUAGUUUCUUCGCACUCUUAACUCUUAGAAGCUGUGAAGUCUUUGCACUCCGACUAGAAGUUGUGAUGAAUGACAAUCCAGUUGUCUGUUGUGUAACAGUAAUGUAGCCUGAGAGUUCCUGUUGAUGCAACAAAGAGACAGUGAAGUGUACCGAUCCCAAUUAGCAAUGACAAUCUCCUUCAAGGAAGAGAAGUAUCUAUUUUUGUUCCCGAGUUAAAACCAUGACUAUCUCCUCUCUUUCUUCAGCACUGAAAUGUUCUACCUCCAAAAAUGUGGACACAACGUCCAACGUACAAGGCAAAAUAAUACCUGUAGGACUGUUCAAUUUUAGUCAAAGGAAUUCCCUUCCUGAACAUAUUUUAAGGGGGCUUUCUCUGUUGGCUGAAACUUUGUUUAUCAAGAUCUUUGUUAGCAUGAACAAUUUCAGAGGGAGCUGUACUUUGAUAAACCAGUAUAACGCCAGCCUAAGUAAACUUAGGCUCAGUAUUAUUCCUUACACUGCUAUACUGAGUCUAACAAACCCUUGUAGAAGGUCGGGUCAGCUGAACCUAAGUUUACUUAGACUGGUAUAACUACACCACAAGACAGUGUUCCUGACUGGAGAAGUAAAAGUCUUGGCUCUGCUUACUGUUGCUCUUAUGUAGAUAUUUUGUUUAUAGUUUUUGUACAUGAGGUUUAAGUGCCUGUUGUAUUGUGGCCAGAAUACGUUUAGAAAGUGUUAAUGCAUGUUUGUGGGAAAUUCAAAUCACAUAAUUCAAGAAAUGACAAAGGAGACGAAGCAUUUUGUUGUGAGUAUAUUUUUAGCAUCUACAUCUCCAAGUUCUGCAUGAAUGCAUAUUCGGUCCCUUUUCUGCAAGUUACGUGCGGCUUUCAGUGUUAAAUUUUAAAAGUACUGAUUGUCUUAGUCUCAGAUCAGAUUGUGGAACCUGGCUAGUACACAGUCUCAAGUUCUCUCUCCUACUUAAACUUAUACUACACGAGCCACAUUUUUAAUCAAAGGUAAUUUGACAGGACACUUGAUGCAUAAAGAUGAAUACUGCAUCUCCGAUGGUAACGGCAAGAUGCUAUUGUAGUAUGUUGUUUUAGAACAUAAAAACAAUUUUGUUUUUCAAUGAAUGUUAUAGGCUAGGCAACAAUGUUGCAUUAGGGUUCAGUUGCAAGUCAAAUACGCUACUCUUCAUUCUGUAUUGAUUUCAAAUUGUUUGAAUAUAUGUGCUCUGUGUAUGAAACUGUUUGAUUCUUGGCUUGUUUGUGAUUCAUAUUUAUCAUGAAUAGGGAUCUCUUGGGCUUGUCAGUAGUACCCUUGACCAACCUGUAACCUGUACAAGUGCCCCUAAUAAAACCCAAAUGAAAAAUCAUUUACCCAUUUUGACUCCAUAAUUGUCUAUUGUGAUAAUAUUGUACUGUGAACAAAGUAAUGGCUAUAGGUAUAGUGUUGGGUUUAUGACGUGGAGUCCGUGUGAUGACAACUAAGUGCUCUUAUAUCAAUAUGAGAAAGCACAUCCAUGUUUUGCCUCCGAAACAGGACACUGUGAUAUAUUUAUCAAACUUGUCACGAUACAUAGUCAUUUCAGACUAAUUCAGUCAAUGCUGUACCAAAUGGCUGUUCCGUGCAGAAAUUCUGCAUUACGAUUACUGAAUGCUUUAUGAUGGUAUAAAGCUUAACAUAUUCGACUCAAAAGAGUAAAAGACCACCCAAUUCUUUCCUAUAUCUGUCACAGCUAAAAUUAAUUCAAAUUUCUGGCUGACAGAAUAUGAAAGAACUGGUAAUGUUUCACUUCUUUUUGAGUUUUACAACAUUUUUUUUCUGCAAAUGGCUGUUUUUGUCUUUCAUUUUUAACUGAAUGUUUGGAAGAAUGUAUUAUUAGAUACUCAUUAAUACCUGGAGCAAUGGCCUCUGAAAACAUUCCUAUAUUAUGAACUGUGCCUGUGAAAUGAAACUUUUUUAUAUGUCUGCCUUUAGAAAAUCAAUUUGAUGUUAUCCAUUCAAAGAAUUUGAAAUCAGUUUAGGCUAGACUGACAGUUGUUACUUUAUAAUCUUUAGGUGUGAAAGAAAAAUGUUAAUUAAAUGUUAUAACAAAUUUCCCUUUGUUUUGCAGUCUGUAGACCUGUUUAUCUCUGAAGUAAGAAAUGUUGUUUUCAUCCAAAGUACUUUAUUCAUAAUAACAGUUCUGUAUAGGGAUACAAUUACCUACACUCCUAACAGAAAGUAUUAUUUCAUGAUACCGAUUUUGUUUACAUUUCUUCAGAUACAGAAAAUAUACUCCUGGAAUGCUUACCUGUACUUUCUAUAAUCAUGCUUCUUGACAAAACCUCAAGAACUGCUUUAUUUUCAACACCAGUACUAUUUAUUUAUGAUCCUUAAGGCCAGACCAAUUUUAUUUCUUGUUUUACAGAUCCGCUUGUCAUAUUCUUUCAAGAAUAAGAAAAACAAAAUAAUUGAUUUUCCCUGCUCCAAAAAUAAAAUCCUAAUGUUAAUGUGAUGAAAGUGAAAUACUCUUGAAAUCAGUGUGAAACCUAACCUCAUUCAACUUAUUUUUGGUUGAUAUAGACAAACCAAAAGAGUGAACAUGGAAACUCUGUGGGUUUUUUUGUUUUUUUUCCCCUCCUGCCUUUAGGUUUUAUGAGGACAAAUAUCCGUAAACAAGAAAUAAAAUUGGUCUGGCCUAAAUAAAAAUUAAAUUUAAGAAAACCCCACGUGUUCUACCAAUACCAUAGUAAUUACUUAUCGUUACCCUAAUAUACUUUCCCCAAGGAACCCUUAAAUUAAAUUAAAUUAAAACCACAUGCUUAUGACAGGUAGUGUUCUAUAGUGUUGACUGUUCUUGGACUGGGAGAUCUUCCUGUCCACCAUUGUUGGUUACUUGUUACGUGUAUUGACCGUUUCUUCACCUGUGAUGUCAUCUUACUCUCUGUCUUAGUUUCUGUGUUACAGACAGUAGUUUCUUAACGUUACUGUAGGCUAUAUGAUAAUAAACACUGUAUUCAUACUC